CUCGACCAUGGAUGUCUCCAGUAUAAUAGCGUCAAACGCUGCGAAAUAUCAACUGACGACCGUCGAGAAGGAGACCCCGUUGGAAGUUGAUGCCGCCUUCCUCACUGUAACGGACCUCAAUCCUAUUGACGAAGAUGGCUACAAAUCAAAUCUUGAAGAGCAUCUUCAAGCACUGGCCCGCGAUGGUGUCCAAACCCUUCUGGGCACCUUGUUUUCUCUACCGACCAUUCGUUCCGAGGACGGUCCGCUUGCUCAACUGCCCGCCCCAACGACAUCUCUCCCCCGUGCAAAGCCCCUUCCAAAACCCAAACCACCAACGAAAUGGGAACAAUUCGCUGCCGCCAAAGGCAUCCAGCACAAGACGCGAGACAAGAAGAUCUGGGACGAGGAGCGCCAGGAAUGGGUCAAUCGCUGGGGUCGCGACGGUAAAAACAAAGAGAAGGAGGAGCAGUGGAUCACAGAGGUGCCUCUCAAUGCAGAUGCCGACUUCGAUCCUCGAAAAGUGGCUCGCGACGCUCGUAAAGCUCGGGUGGCCAAAAAUGAGAAGCAGCGAAUCGCCAACGCUGCGCGCGCGAGCGCAUCGACAUCAACACCUGCCGCUUCUCCGCACACCGGGCGCAAAGGCGAGAUCGAACGCACACUGGCUACCUCUCGGCUGAGCACGGCGAGCAUGGGCAAAUUCGAUCAGAAACUGCAAGGGGAAAAGAAACUGCGGGGCAUCAAGCGCAAGUUUGACCCGGCGGAACAAUCACUUUCACACGAAAAGGAUGCAUCUAUCGCUUUGAUUUCUCGAAUGAGCAGUGACGCUAAGAAGAUGAGAAGAGAUGGGCCGGUUCCUGAGGAGAGCGUGCUUAAUGUGCGCAAAGCCGUUCGCCAUGCAAGCAAGGGUAGUGGUGGCGCAGCGUUGGGAAGGUCGAUGGCAGGUGGCUCUAAGGCUGGCAAAGGACAGAAGCGAGGGAAACGCUGA
Molecule: messenger RNA, 967 nt
Organism: Mycena citricolor
Lineage: Eukaryota; Fungi; Basidiomycota; Agaricomycetes; Agaricales; Mycenaceae
Source: the annotation of a GenBank genome assembly